AAAUUUCUAUUUUAAGAUCCCAUGGUUUUUUUUCCAUCUUAUACUUUGUCGGGGAUUUAUUAUUAAGUGAUGAUGACUGCUUGUCAAAAUUUGUGUUGCACGUACAUUUCAGGAUCCUUCUCAAUUAUGUAAUUAGCAGGUCUUUGGUUAAUCUAAGUCUUUGAAUUCAUUGAUGGAGAGCCCAAACACAUGGCUAAUUAAAGACCAGCCUGGAGAAACAUUGUAUUUUAACAGGAGGAAUAGAGCUUUACUCAACCCAGUGAGUGAUCUUAUUUUGGAAUAAUUAGCCCUGUCACAUCGAAUUGAUGAUAAUCUGUUGAGUGAUAGUGAACUCAGCUGACCAUUGCUAGCGAGACAAAAGCCUGUCAUCAAAAUGCAGAAGCCAAGUUGUUUUCGUCUCUUUCACAUGGAGCAGCCCAUUUUCACGACCAGGGCACAUGUAUUCCAGAUCGAUCCAACCACCAAGAAGAACUGGCUUCCUUCCAGCAAGCAAGCCGUGACAGUUUCCUUCUUCUUCGACAGCACCCGUGACAGCUACAGGAUAAUCAGUGUAGAUGGAUCCAAGGCAAUUAUUAACAGCACUAUUUCAUCCAACAUGGCAUUCACCAAGACGUCGCAGAAGUUUGGGCAGUGGGCCGAUACGAGAGCAAACACUGUCUAUGGGCUGGGCUUUGGCUCGGAGACAGAUCUCAAUAAGUUCAUAGAAGAAUUUGAGAGAGUGAAGGAAGCGGCAUUAGAAAUCACAUCAGAGCCCACUAAGAAAGGCAUUGAUUCCACCCCCAUCCAGAAUGGAACGACCAAGAUCACCAAUAAUGAAAUCAAUCAUGCUAAGCAAAACUCUGGUGAUUCAACAGGUUCAAUCUCCAACUCAGUACACAUUAUGGCAUCCUCCGAUGCACAGCUCAAAUAUGAAAAUGAUAGACUGAAAAUAGCAUUGGCUCAAAGUUCAAAUAAUGCUAAAAAGUGGGAGUUGGAGCUUCAGACGUUAAAGAAUAACAAUGCUAGAUUGACCACAGCCCUUCAAGAGAGUACUUCUAACGUUGAAGAGUGGAAGAGACAAUUAUCAGCUUACAAAGAAGAGAAUGUCAGAUUAAAGAAAAAGAUGAAGGAGAUGGAAGCAACGGUUGAACCUGAGGCUCAGAAUGGACACAGUGAUACUGUAGAACUUGAAAACAGGUUACAAGAACUCACACUGGCUCAUAAAAACAAAGAACAGGAAGUAGAGAACUUAUCCAGGAGGCUUGAAGAAGUUUCAGGUUUGACAGAAGAGAAUACAAGAUUGUCAGCAGAACUUGAGAAAACUACUUCCAAUGUAGAUGCUCUCACCAGUCGUCUCACUGAUCUUGAAGAUAAGCUUCAACAAGAGAGAACCGCAAGGGAAGAGAACAGCACACAGUUGACGACCCUGCACGAAAAGCUUGGUAGUACUUUAGAACAGCUCGCUUCAUUACAUAUCCAUCUCGGAAAGUCAUUAAAUCCAUGAUGCCCAUAGCUGCAACAAGAUUUUGGUCAUUUCGACCUAUGGAUGUAUACAAGGACUAAACAUUUCCAUCCCACUUUUUAAUUGGACGCCAACAGCGCUAAACAACAUUGCAAUAAUUCAACAUUCUUUCACUUGUAUUGAAUAUGGAUCUUGGAAAAAAACAACCAAGCUUCUUCAAGGAUGUUUUAGAAUGUGAAGCUGCAGACUACGUGUUGCCCUGUAACACUAAACCUGGAAAUUGAUGUUACGGUUUAUGUUUGCCAUUGUAUGCGUACAGCAAUCAAAUGCAAUCAGUCGUAAGAUUCAGCCUUACGAUCAGUCAAUAUGCACUGUACUUCAGGGUCUUGGUUAGCUUGUGGCGUGGACACAAAUGUGGUUGUAAUGUAAUGCAGAAGAAUAAAGCUGUAUCUUAAAAAAAAAAAGCAUCAUGUGCAUGCAGGCAUACUUUGAGCAAUCUUUA
Lytechinus variegatus (green sea urchin) is the source of this 1943-nucleotide messenger RNA. RefSeq names its product homer protein homolog 2-like. The transcript has 10 exons. Gene Ontology annotation, molecular function: G protein-coupled glutamate receptor binding. Gene Ontology annotation, cellular component: cytoplasm; plasma membrane. NCBI's taxonomy places the organism in Eukaryota, Metazoa, Echinodermata, Echinoidea, Temnopleuroida, Toxopneustidae. The coding region runs from base 374 to 1483 and encodes 369 amino acids. The record is from RefSeq and is a predicted model, not a curated record. Gene Ontology annotation, biological process: regulation of store-operated calcium entry; G protein-coupled glutamate receptor signaling pathway.